AUGGACUCUGAGAAGAAAGCGACGCCGAUUGUAUUUCAGGAAUACGAGAAGGCAACAGCAAAGUCAAACAAGAAAUACGUCAUAGCUGCAGUGACAGUUGUUUUGAUUCUGGUAAUCACACUAGGGGCAGUAAUGGUGACUCUGAAACUCACCAAUAGAUUUGCCGCUGAUACUAUUAAGGAGUAUAGGCUGGCAAAGAAAGCUGUUGUUAAAAUAGACAAGGAGAAUGAAAUAACAGAAUUUGUAGAUCCAAAAAUGGGGUAUUCUGCAUACAACGAUUUCAAUUUGGGGUUGACGAUGAUGAAAGUUGUAAGGAAUGAAAGUUACGUAUGCUAUAUAAAUACUCUUAGCCGAGAUUCCCUUUCGCCAGAGGCAUUGGAGAGCUAUAUGGAGCACCACCCCGAUGGAGAGGAUUUGAUGUCUCCAAAGAAGGAUGUUGAUUUACCAGAAUACAUGCCAGCAAAAGAGGAAAUCAGUGAUCGGCGAUUCCUCAGCGAGCACCUACGAGAGACAUGCGAGGGGUUCCCCAUUCAUUGGCUUGUUCCCGCCCCAGCAAAUGACUUGAACGGGUUUAGGAAACAAGGGAAACAAGUGGAAUGUGAAAAAGAUUAA
Owenia fusiformis is the source of this 612-nucleotide messenger RNA. The record is from the annotation of a GenBank genome assembly. Lineage: Eukaryota; Metazoa; Annelida; Polychaeta; Sabellida; Oweniidae.